This is a messenger RNA of Cylicocyclus nassatus, 902 nucleotides long. The record is from the annotation of a GenBank genome assembly. Lineage: Eukaryota; Metazoa; Nematoda; Chromadorea; Rhabditida; Strongylidae.
UUUUCAGAUGUUUGAGCUUGCAUUUAUCGCUGUUUGCUUGUUAAUCUUAGUAUAUGUAGCAAUGAAAGUUGCUAAUAGUGGAUUUUUUGCAAACUUACAGCCUGUGGUCACGGAAACACCAAAAUACUUGGGAAAAGCGCUCACUGUCUACUAUAAACAUCAUGUCGGAGCGUAUUCUGGAGUUGGAGCAUUGUUCAAGGAGGUUCGAGAGCUUCUGCCAAGUGGAGCCGUAACCUUUGGUAUCUACUACGACAAUCCAAGAGAACGUGAUGAGCAUUUGCUCCAGUCAGCUGUCGGUGUUAUUUUUGCAGAAGAUGACAAACCGCUCUACACUGACAAUUAUGCUCAACAAUUGACGCGAUGGGGCUAUGAAAAAAUGGUCUUGCCAAAGAUAGAACGUGCUGUUGAAGUGAGUCAACCGUAUACGGGAGCUCUUUCCGUUUUUGCCUUAAUAUACCGGACUUAUGGCAUCAUCCGGCAGUUUAUCGAGGAGAAACGUUUGGAGACCUCGAUAGCCAUCGAGUUUUACAGCAAAGACGAAAUCUGCCUGUCGUUCCCACUGGAACACGUCAAGGAGUUUAUUGUGCCAGAGUACUUGUCACCAGAAGCGUUGGAGUCUAAGCUUGCGAGGAAGAAAUUUGAUUCUGAUGAGGAGUCGAGCGAAAGUGAACUGGAGCAUGCCUCAGAAGUAGAAAUACCAGACAAAUCUGAGAUCGAAAGCGCUGCUGGCGGUGAUAAGAAGGCCGACUAGAUGGAUGUCCUUCACCCCGAAUUUGCUUUGUAAAUUGACAAUGUUCGAAAUAGGUAACUGCGUGUGCCUUGUAUGUUUGCUGUUUUUCUCGCACAUAUCCAAGUUUUGUUGUUAUUUUUCCACGGUUGAGAAUGAAGUUUCCAAAAGAUAU